This is a messenger RNA of Knipowitschia caucasica, 846 nucleotides long. The record is from the annotation of a GenBank genome assembly. Lineage: Eukaryota; Metazoa; Chordata; Actinopteri; Gobiiformes; Gobiidae.
AUGACCCUCAGAGGGGGGAGGGGGUGGAUAGACCGAGGAGAGCGGAGCCGGGUCGCAGCUGGAAUCAGCCACAGCCGACAAGAGGAAAUAAACACAGUGAUGGCGGCGAAAAGCACAGGAUACAGAGGCCGCCUCCAAAUCACAUCACCGAGACGUCACCGAGACGUCACCGAGACGUCACCGAGACGUCACCGAGACGUCACCGAGACGUCACCGAGGCGUCACCGAGACGUCACCGAGACGUCACCGAGACGUCACCGAGACGUCACCGAGGCGUCACCGAGACGUCACCGAGACGUCACCGAGACGUCACCGAGACGUCACCGAGACGUCACCGAGACGUCACCGAGACGUCACCGAGACGUCACCGAGACGUCACCGAGACGUCACCGAGACGUCACCGAGACGUCACCGAGACGUCACCGAGACGUCACCGAGACGUCACCGAGAGGUCACCGAGACGUCACCGAGGCGUCACCGAGACGUCACCGAGACGUCACCGAGACGUCACCGAGGCGUCACCAAGGCCAGGUAGCUGAACUCUUGGCAGCGCUCACUCUCGCUGUAGCCGCGGGGGGAGUUGAAACACAGCUCUUCGACCAGAACCAGCGCCUUCUUACACAGGUCUUCAUCCCAGUCGCCCGACAUCCUCCAAUCAGCAUCGCCCUCGCGCCGCAGCCGAGCACUGAACGCCGAAGACCCGCCCCCCGCGCAGAUGGAGGCCGCUCAGGGACCAAGUGCAGCCAGGGCCCUCCCACCUUUUAUGGGCAGCGUGAGGAGGAAGUGGGAGGAGCCGGGGAAGAGGGCGUGGCCUGGAUCACAGAGACCAGAGCGAUGGAGCCAUGA